Messenger RNA from Drosophila rhopaloa, 962 nucleotides. Its product is annotated as seminase. Gene Ontology annotation, biological process: proteolysis. The coding region runs from base 33 to 866 and encodes 277 amino acids. The record is from RefSeq and is a predicted model, not a curated record. Lineage: Eukaryota; Metazoa; Arthropoda; Insecta; Diptera; Drosophilidae. The transcript has 2 exons. Gene Ontology annotation, molecular function: serine-type endopeptidase activity.
UCUGUUUGCCUUGAGAUAGUGUUUUCCAUUCCAUGUAUCCAAUGCAACGCAUGCUAGCAUGCUGCUUGCUGGCCGCCACUCUGUCCAGGAUCGAUGUCUUUGCCCGGGACAUUGGGGAAACCAUCGAUUUGGAGAGGCUGGGCAAGUUAGUAUUGCCCUCUGGUUUGCAGACACGAGUAGUCGGUGGUCAUGUCACGACCAAUGAGAAACUGGGCGGCUAUCUUAUAGCAUUGCGCUACCAGAAGGAGUUCAUUUGCGGCGGCACUCUUCUCCAGGACCUAAUCGUCCUGACGGCGGCCCAUUGCUUCAUCGGCAGGCCAAAGACCGGCGAAUGGGUGGCCAGCGGUGGCAUCUCGAAGCUCAAUGAAAAGGGUAUCCAGCGUCAAGUCAGGACAAUCAUCAAGUCCGCCCAGUUUCGGGAAAGUGACAUGAACAUGGAUGUGGCCAUACUACGGCUGAAAAGCCCCAUGAAGGGCAAAAAUAUCGGAAGACUGUCUCUGUGCUCCACGCCCCUUAAGCCGGGUCUGCAACUGGUGGUUUCCGGAUGGGGCAUGACCGAUGCCAGAGGCGUUGGCCCGGAGACACUACUGCGUUCUGUUACGGUGCCAGUCGUCGAUAAGAAUAAAUGCCGUGCUGCCUAUCGGCAAUCGGUCAAUUUAACAAACAGCAUGUUCUGCGCCUCACUUUCGGGAAAAAAGGAUGCCUGCACUUACGACUCUGGAGGACCAUUGGUCUACAAAAAUCAGGUCUGCGGCAUAGUGUCCUUCGGAAUCGGAUGUGCCAGCAGGCGUUAUUCCGGGGUCUACACCGAUGUUAAUUACAUAAAGCCCUUUAUCGAGAAGAGCAUUAAGGCGUUAAAACGUUAAAUAAAUUGAGAAAUUGUAUGGGGAAAAAAAUAAAUUAUAAUAGAAUACCCAUUUGAUUAUGUAUUAAAUAACUGAAUUUAGUCUCGCAUUAGUGGC